AUGGACGGGUCCGAAAGUCAAUCCAAAUCGAUCAGCCAAGACUCCGAUCCGCCCACGGCCCACCACUUCCAAAACGUCGUUGUCAUGCGCCACGGCGACCGCAUCGACAACUUCGAGCCCCUGUGGACAUCGCAAUCACCCAGGCCGUGGGACCCGCCUCUGAUCGAAGAGGGCAAGCUCCGGGCCUUCUGCACGGGUACCAAACUCCGAUCGGAUCUCGGGUAUCCAAUACACCGCGUCUUGGUCUCGCCAUUCGUGCGAUGCGUCGAGACUGCCGUCCAAGUCGUCACCGCCCUUUCCGCCACCGAAGGCCCUUCUCUCUCCAAAUACGAGAGCGACCAGCCCGUCCCCGUCGACCCUUCUAAGCUUAAGGUCUCAAUUGAAUAUGGGUUAUGCGAGAUGCUAAACAAAGAGGCGAUUCACGGUGAUUUGGCUCCAAAAGAUGAGCAAUGGGAUUUCAACAUACCAGACCUUGAGGCUAUGUUCCCGGCUGGGACAGUUGAUCAAACUGCGAAACGAGUGUACAAAGAGUUGCCCCAUUGGGGAGAGAGCGUGGCGGGUGCGCGUGCUAGAUAUGCUCAGGUCAUUGAGGCCCUUGCUGAUAAAUACCCUGCAGAAAACUUGCUCCUUGUCACUCAUGGUGAAGGAGUUGGUUCUUCAGUUUCCGCAUUCCUGGAGGGCGCAACAGUAUAUGAAGUAGAAUACUGUGCAUAUUCAGAACUAAGAAGGCCCAUCAAAGACCAGUCAUCAGCUGCAGGAAAGUUUGAGGUAAUCGGAAAUCGUGGCCGGACUGGGGUAAGUUACUCACUCCUCGCCUCAGGAACAGAUGAUUGACACUGAAUAUUAGAGUACAAGACAACAGCGUAAUAAUCGCCUUCUUUUUAGCACACUUGACUGCAUUUAUACGCCAAAAUUCCUGUUACUGGAGAGAUCAUUCCGGGAUUCACUGGAUUUACAUAUUGAUCAGACAAUAGUUUUCUUUACUUGUUUUCGCAACUUCAGAUUCCCAUGUACUUGCUGCUAGACCAUGAAGGGUCCGGUUAGAAAGGAACAAAACCACUGCUUCCCUUGUAUCAGAACCAGAAUGAUCAAAUUCCGGUUUAAACACUGACAAAAGAAAUUGAAUUGAAUUAUCAUAAGUGAUUUCAUUGCUACUA
Molecule: messenger RNA, 1157 nt
Organism: Pyrus x bretschneideri (Chinese white pear)
Lineage: Eukaryota; Viridiplantae; Streptophyta; Magnoliopsida; Rosales; Rosaceae
Exons: 4
Coding region: 1-834 (277 amino acids)
Source: RefSeq, a predicted model, not a curated record